Dimorphilus gyrociliatus is the source of this 4246-nucleotide messenger RNA. The record is from the annotation of a GenBank genome assembly. NCBI's taxonomy places the organism in Eukaryota, Metazoa, Annelida, Polychaeta, Dinophilidae.
GAUUCUCGCGUUUUCUCGAAAAUCAUGGCGGAAGACAACAAAUGUAACAGCGGUAAUUUUCUACUUUCUUACUUUUAACGAAUGUCUUUUCUCUGUUGUGCAACUGAUAACAAAAACAUUUAUUGCCAACAAAGAUAACUGAAUAGUUGAUCUUAAAAUGAGCUAGAUGUCUGCAUGCUUUUUAGGUAUUUCCAAAGCAAGAACCUCAACAGACAGUCCUGGUCAAGCUCUAACCAGUUUUAGCUAGUUCUCUUUUUUAAACAGUAUGUUUAUCGAAAUGUUUUUCUAAAAACGUGACUGCUUUCUGCGUAUCGGUUAAUUCAUUCAUCAUAUUAUCCAUUUAUCGCUCGAAUUAUAUCAUUGCUUACUUUUCAGAUUUGUCGAAUAACCAAUUUGUAUUCGGACAAAAUAUGGAUGGACGAGUUGUAAAAGUUAGUAAACAAAUUUUUUAAACAUUUCAUUUAUAAUCAGCUUGAGGAUAUAUGAUUUGUUCGAAACAUUUCAUUUUUUAAAUCUCUGGAGAUUAGACGAUUACGGUCAAUCAACCAUAGGUUAUGGAUAUCAGUUUGCAUUGAUGUACAACUAGCAACCUCUAUUUUUAUAAAAAUUAUAUUGAUUGAAGUAGCUCUUAAGAGUUUACAAUAUUUGUACCAUAUCUAAUUUCAAUAACAAACAAGUAAAGAAUUUAGAAGAGUAUACAAGAAGAUGUCUUGUUUUAUCUCAAGAUUACUAAGUUAUUCUUAUUUUUGUAGAAUAACCAUUACCCCAUGUAGAAGUACAGGCAAAGAAAUAAAUUAUUUAUUUCAAUUAGUUAAAAGAUAGCCAUUUAACUUUCAUUAAAAUAUUUAUCUGCAUAAUUAAGUUUUUCGAAAUGCGUAUCUAAACAACAGGCCGGUGAACAUCACAACUCUAAAGUAAAAUUAUGUUGCCAAAAAAGCAACAGUAUUCUAUAAGAAUGUGUAAGAAACUUUCUUACUUUUUUUAAAGCAAGCCGAAAAAGAGAAAUCAGAUUCUCCCAAAGCUCAAAGUAUUAUUCGUCCCGGAACAACUUUUAACCAAAAACCUUUUCCUAACACUCACGGUAACUAUAUUAUGAAUUGUUCUAUUUUUCAUUUAUUCGAAAGCAGGUUUAACUUAAUAUAUAUUUAUAAUUUCAGUGACUUCUUUAACACCAAGUAAAAUGACGUCAAAUCCAUUUUCUGGAAGUGCAUCGACGUCCAACGAUAAUUCCGAUGGUAUCCUUCAGAAUAACCCGUUCGCUGAAAGAAUAAAUACGCAUUCUAUUUCAAGUGCGGGGAAUUCCGAUUCUGAAGAUGAUCGAAAUAAACCAAUUGUUGCCCCCGCUCAUUUUCAAGUUGCGACAGCAGUCAAUUCAAGAGGCUCAAGUUCAUCCAGCUUUAAAUUAAGACCGUCUGCCCUAAGCAAACAUACUGAAGGCAUAGGAAAAGGAAUAUGCGUAAAAACUUUAGGUGAUAAAACAAAAACAAACGAUAAUAAAGAAAACGCUUCAAACUCAAAGUCCGCAAAUGGAACGGUGGAUAGUGAUAAACAAAAUGGAAACUCUCCCGAUGAAACAUCUUCAUCAAAUAACGCAUCAUCAUCCUGCAACUUUGUAUUCGGUCAAAACUUAGAAGAUCGAGUUAUGAAUACCCCUGUAAAAUCGGAUAAACAAAAUGGUAAUGGUUCAAAAUCUCCAACCGAUUUAAGUUUCAACACCGCACCCGAAUUAGCAACAGAGGAGUCAACAGAAGAUGAAAGUAAAACAUUAUUAGAAUCUGCAGCUGAGUAUGCAGCUAAACAGUCUAUUCCUGAGUUACAAGAAGUGGAAACAAUAACAGGGGAAGAGAAUGAAUCGAAUGUUUUACAAAUAAACGCCAAGUUAUAUGUUUUUGAGAAAUCCUCUGGAACGUGGUUAGAGAGAGGAAGGGGUGUCCUCCGAUUAAAUGAUAUUGCAGCAGCCUCCGGUACAGAUAACAAUUCAGCUGUACUACAUUCUAGACUCGUUAUGAGAACUCAAGGCUCUCUUCGACUGGUCUUAAACUCUAAAAUUUGGUCAUCUAUGACAGUUGAAAGAGCCAAUACCAAAUCAGUUAGAAUUACUGCCGCUGACGGCGAUGAUGGAGUGAAAGUGUGUUUGAUAGUUACUAGUGUUAAGGAUGCAGACCAGAUUUUUAGUGCUAUUGAUUGGAGGGUGCAACAACUACGUUCACAGGAGCAAAGGGAAGCCUCAACUUCAGCAACAACUGGCACCUCAUCAGAAAAUUUUGCUGCGAAAAGGACAAGACCAUUCGAAGACGAAUGGCAAACAGAAAAUACGUCCAAUACUACAGGCAAAAAGUUCAAAACGGAAAGCUACUCCAGAACUGAGGAAUCGAACGACAGUAGCACUGUUGACCCUGAAACUGAAGCAUCCAAUAGCAGUGUAAGUUCGUCACCUCCAAUCAAAUCAUCAUCAUCGGAAUGAAAAACCGACUUGCCCAAAAAUAAAAACGAUAGAGAAGCACUUUUUCCCUUUCUUUUAUAAAUCUCAUGACUAGCUGUAUCUAAAUUAUGAACACUUCGUUUUACAAGUGUGGCUAAUAUUUGUAAAGAAAGAAAAAAGUUGUUAAUCGUUAUUAAUAUGUAAAAUAUAUAUGCUUAGAGCAACUAUUUUCCUCCGCCUUGUAUAAAUUGUUCAUAUUUAGCGAUUUUCACAAGUUGGUUUCGUUAUUUAUUUUUAAUGUAAAAUAAACUCAUGUUUUUGAUUACGGUUUUUUAACUACUUUCUUUCUCUCUUUUUAGAAAAUGUUAAAAAUAUAACUUUUUGAUGAUUUCCCUUCUUUUUUAACGUUAUAUGCAUAAAACAAGAAUCAAAACAAGAAAAAAUUUGCAAUAUUUCUUAAAGCAUAUCCUAUCUUUCAAAAAAAAAUUUAAUAUCGAUUUCCAAUUACGGUUUUUCCGAAAGAAUACACAAUAGCUUGCGGAGCACACGCAUACUUCCCCCAAGCACCUAAAGGAACAACAAGAGCACUCGAAUUGUCUUCAGAGCCGAAGUGUAGCGCCUGAUCAGUCACCAAUUGAGCAGCUUUAUUCGGAUGCUGACAGGAAGAAACAAUGUCAAUAAUUUCUUGAUCGUUCAAAGCGUAAGAUACUCCAUCUGUUGCUAACACUAGAAAAGCAUCAAAUCCAUGUUUCACUCUUAUAUGCUUAAUAUCAGGAUCUGCAAUAAUACCAUUAAACUUCAAUUCAGGGUCACCGAAACACCUAGACAUUGCUAAACGACCCUGAACUCUUCCUCCACCAACUGACGAUGAUACAAUUCUUCCUCCUUUUGACUCUAUUCUCUCCCUUUCUGCUGGAUUAUCUGGGCUAUGCUCCCGUGUCAACCUUACCACACUUCCUUUUCGAUUUAAUACUGCCAGAGAAUCGCCAAUAUGCGCAACAUACAAAAAUUGAUUAUCUUUCAAAAUACAGACAGUUGCUGUCGUUCCACAGCUGAUAUUUAAUCUGUUCAGAUACCAAGAUAACCGAUUAUCAAAUUCCAAAAAAGCAUGCUUCAAUGCUCUUUUCAUAUCACAUCUAUUCAACCAAAAUCUUAUAUGACCUGGUAGAUUCAUAGCAGCGAACUGGGCUGCAACACUGCCAGAAUGACCAUCAAAUAUAGCAAACAUCAUAACCCUGUUAGACAAUCUACUAAUGCACAUCCGGUCUUCAUUAGUCUUUCGUCUUCCUAAUAGAGUUGCAUGACCUACGUCUGUAAAUUGAAUUCUUGGAAUGGGCCUUCCGCUUUUUAUACUUUGCUCAAGAUGUAAUUCUAAGUUUAGUCUGUUGUUCCAAGAACCUAGCGUAUCAAAAUUUACUCCUGGUUGAAAAUCUCCACGAUUUUCUGGAUCUCCCAAUCGCCUGUUACACAAUCGAUUUGCUUUCAAGCAGAAGCAUCUCUUAUUCACACAAAAUAGUGAUAAUCGUCGAAGACUCAUAAAUAUGUAUUUUUUAUUCGAUAUGCCUAAACAAUUAUUUUAUACUGUUGUCAAUUUAUAAAAAAAAUCUCUCGCUUUGUUUUUUUUUGGAAGAUAAAUUUUGGUAGCAGAAUAGUCUAUUUUUUCCUUAACCAGUUUUCAUUUUUGCGUCAUUUCCGCUAUUUCGACUCAAUUUUAAACACUUGUGCAAUUUAUUAAAUUUAGAAGAGACUAGUUAUUUGAUUUAUCGGAGAUGUCAGAUGAUAUGUUGAUAGUAAAUGGAAGCCUUUUGGAAGGAGUUUGUAUUA